Harpia harpyja (harpy eagle) is the source of this 9632-nucleotide messenger RNA. RefSeq names its product PBX/knotted 1 homeobox 1 (gene PKNOX1). Gene Ontology annotation, molecular function: RNA polymerase II cis-regulatory region sequence-specific DNA binding; DNA-binding transcription factor activity, RNA polymerase II-specific. The coding region runs from base 2048 to 3358 and encodes 436 amino acids. The transcript has 12 exons. Lineage: Eukaryota; Metazoa; Chordata; Aves; Accipitriformes; Accipitridae. The record is from RefSeq and is a predicted model, not a curated record. Gene Ontology annotation, biological process: regulation of transcription by RNA polymerase II; angiogenesis.
AUAAAAGGGAAAAAAGUGACACAAAGUAAAUCUCAUUUUACUGCAGCCGAAAAUUGGUUUUGUGGCUUUUUAGGACUUGUCUCCCAGGGAAAUUGACAGCAUAGCUAUUGUGUAAUAACUGUUUAGCUGUAUCUGUGUAGUGCAACUCCCUGAGGCUGGUAUUAUAUUCCUGAACAGGAACAUCAUCUUCCUAAAAGUAUAAUAUUCUAAAUAAUGACUAUACUUUGUAAGUACAUAAGAUAGAGGAAAUGGAAGCCACCUUGCUGCUGAAUAAGGAGUAUGUUCUCAUUGAGCACAGCUUUAAUAAACUUGUAUGCACCAACUUCAUAUUGAUUUGCUUGUCUUAAUUUUACUGAACGUCUCUUCAUAGGCAGGUUGUUGGAGAUAGAUAACCACUGCAGCAAAGGUAGAAUGAAUCCCUGAUGGCAUGUUGUCAUACAUACUCUGCGUAUAUACUCUAUGUUAUUAUUUGCAUCUAUAAAAAUACAAAUGUGUCUUGAUCUUAAUGUCUGCUAAUAUUUGUAUAUGUGAAUGUAUGCACAGGUCUUUGUUUCUUACUAGCUGACAUGCAAAAUGAGAGAAUGACUGAAAAGAGGGUUCUACGCUUGAAUGCACAAGGUCAUAUUUUACUUUGUAGUGAAAACUCCAAUCGUGAUACGCUUUUUAAGUGACAAACCAAGUUGCCCUUGGUUUUUGUUUCAUAGUUAAGUAUCUUCUUUCUUAUAAUAACAUGACUUUAAAGCUUGUCUGCAGAGGAAUAAAAGGAAAAAACAAAUAAGCAGUAGUGAUUCCGAGUUCAGGCUCCACAGAGCCUUGGUGUUGUCUCCAUGUUCUUGUCCCCACUGAGAUAUACAGGAGGACAUAAUGUGCAAACUUGGAUCUCUCUUUGUUUUCUUGUCUGGUAUGUUCUAGGGUAGACUCUAGUCUUAAUUGCUGCCAAGUGUCUCUUGGAAGAAGGCAAUAUGACUGCAAUGUCCUCUGGCUCCUCAGCGAAACCUUUUCCUCUGCAGCAUCUUUCACCUGGGCAUGCAUUUCUUCACUACCUCUUUCUUUCUGCCCUUGAUAUCUCAUACACUCUCUAGAAACUUGCCUAUUUCCACAGUUUCAGCUGAAGGCUUUGCAGGCAAGGGCUUCUUCAUACGUGAAAUAUUUUUGACUGACCAGAUCUGGCAGCAGUGGUUCUUUGCUGCAGUUGUUUCUGAAUGAAGGGAGCAGGUUUUUCAGAUUUGCAAUAGUGAAGUAGUCCUUCUUUAUGUCUGAGCAGAGACAAAGAAUAGAUAAUCCCAAUUUAUUUGGCAGUGACCUCCAUUCAGAAGAUACUAUGAAUAGUGAGAAGUCCUCUAUUUGAAAAUAGCCUAAGAAGUUGAGGUAGGUGAAAAUGAGUACCAAAAUUAUAGAAGAUAAAUAGCAUGCGAAGAAGGGGAUAAGAGGGUACGCUGUCUUCUCACAAGAGAAUUAAGAAGUUGCAAAAAUGAGAGAAGCCCAUUCUUUGGGGACAUAGGUCUUUGGCAGUUUAAAGAGAAAGUGGUAAGAACUUUUAUUGUGUCAUCUGCCCCUUGAGGCUUCAAGACCUCAGUUUGGUCAGUAUCAGUUUGGACUGAAACUCCUUCUAGCUCAGUAUUUCACCUCUAACCAAUGGCUGAAGCUUACACUGUCUUACAACUCCUGCGUAUCUUCCCUGCUCUUUUAGAGCUAGGUUUCAUGAACUGGCGAUGGCGUCUAUAUUGAGUGGCCCUUAGCAUUUUGUUUUUAUGUGAACUCGUCUGAAAAACAUUACUUCUACACUACACAUGGAUAGAUUUUGGUUCUCAAAUCCAAAUACCAACUUCAUCUUGCUUUCAAAAAUGUUGGAGAUACUUUCAUUACAGUUCUUACGCAGUUGGCAAAUAUGGGAACGCAGGAACGUUGACUAGGUUUCUGUCCUCUACAUUGUACAUCAGUGGGAUCACUCUGCUGGAAUAAGAUAAUGUCAUCUUCAAUCCAUUGAAGGAAAGGGAAUAUUUGUUCAUACUUAUGAUGAUUUGACAUAACUAAUGUUUUAUUAACCAUGAUGGCAACACAGACAUUAAGUAUAGACAACUAUCAAGAUGGACAACAGAUGCAAGUAGUAACAGAGUUAAAAACUGAACAAGAUCCCAACUGCUCUGAAACUGAUGCAGAAGGGGUGAGUCCUGCCCCUGUAGAAUCUCAAACUCCAAUGGAUGCAGACAAGCAGGCCAUUUACAGGCACCCACUAUUUCCCUUGUUAGCACUAUUAUUUGAAAAAUGUGAACAAUCUACACAAGGCUCAGAAGGUACAACUUCUGCUAGUUUUGAUGUAGAUAUUGAAAAUUUUGUAAGGAAGCAGGAGAAAGAAGGAAAACCCUUUUUCUGUGAAGAUCCAGAAACUGAUAAUUUGAUGGUAAAAGCAAUCCAAGUUCUACGUAUCCAUCUGCUUGAGCUAGAAAAGGUUAAUGAACUCUGUAAGGAUUUCUGUAGCCGUUACAUUGCCUGCCUGAAGACAAAAAUGAAUAGUGAAACUCUAUUAAGUGGAGAGCCUGGAAGUCCUUAUUCACCUGUGCAAUCUCAGCAAAUUCCAAGUGCCAUCGCAGGCACACUCAGUCCCCAAGGGAUUAUGGUGCCAGCAUCAGCAUUGCAGCAGGGAAAUGUAACUAUGGCAACAGUAGCAGGGGGGACAGUGUAUCAACCAGUCACAGUGGUCACUCCACAAGGUCAAGUGGUGACACAAGCACUGUCACCUGGGACUAUUCGGAUUCAGAACUCUCAGCUUCAGUUGCAAUUAAACCAAGAUCUAGGCAUCUUGCAUCAAGAUGAUGGCUCAUCGAAAAAUAAGAGAGGAGUUCUUCCCAAGCACGCUACAAAUGUGAUGAGAUCUUGGCUUUUUCAGCACAUAGGGCAUCCAUAUCCAACAGAGGAUGAGAAGAAACAGAUUGCAGCACAAACAAAUCUGACACUACUCCAGGUUAACAAUUGGUUUAUCAAUGCUAGAAGGCGAAUUCUUCAGCCAAUGCUGGAUUCCAGUUGUUCUGAAACUCCAAAAACAAAGAAGAAAACAGCUCAGAACCGACCGGUUCAAAGGUUCUGGCCUGACUCCAUUGCCUCAGGAGUUGCUCAGCAGCAAUCUAACGAGCUCACGAUGUCGGAUGGUGCUGUUGUAACAAUUACAGCUCCAGUCAACAUGAAUGUAGACAGUCUCCAGUCUUUGUCAUCCGAUGGUGCUACUUUGGCUGUUCAGCAAGUUAUGAUGGCAGGGCAAAGUGAGGAUGAGUCUGUAGACAGCGGUGAAGAUGAUGGAGGAGAUCUCUCAACAACAAAUAUCAGUGGGCUGGUCUUGGAUAACAGCGAUUCUCUGCAGUAGGAAGCAAGAGAGUGUGACAAAAUGUUUAGGAAAAAGAAUGGACUGACUGACUGUUUUUAUAGUUUGCACAGCAAACAUUUUACACAAGUUUUAUUUCUAAUAUGUUUUAUAUGUAGAUAUAGAAGGGUGCACUUUUUUGUAUUUCAUAGUAAGCUUAAAGAGUGUUUUUGCAGGUGCAGCAACUUCUUUCAAAUGUGUUUUUUCAUUUCUUAUUUCAGAAAAUUUUAUCUAGUAAUAUAAAGAACCACAUAAGCACCCCUUUGUUAUAUGAAUUGGAAGUGCUGCAAUUUCUAAAGAAUUACGCAGUUUCAAUUAGUGCUGUUAUUUAACACAGCUCUUGAUGGGCAGGUGAUGUAAAUUUAAAGCAUGUGACACUAGUGUGUGGAACUUGAUCGUUAAGUUAGAUGCAUAUAUUUGAAAGAUGCUUCUGCACCUUAAAAACUGCUAGUCUGAGGUGGACAGCAACACACAUAAAAAGAAAAUGUUGAUGUGUGAUUCAGUAGCGAAUGUAUGGCAAUUUAAAUAAGUUUAGUUUCUCUCAUAGUCUGUGAGCCUGUUUAUCAUUUGCUAUAAAAACUCCUAUUUUUACCUUGCUGGGGUUAUUGGAUAAAAAAUAUUUUUAUAAAUUCACUAGGAAUUGGGAUGACGACUGUAUUAAGCAGGAGGGGAAAAAAAAAAAAAGAAUUUCCAGAGGGGAAAAAAUAAAUAUUUAGUAUUCCUAUUUGGAAGGUCUGAAAACUGACCAAAUUUAAUAAACAAGCCUACGCUAGCAUUCUAUGAUUCUCAGCUAUCCCACAGUGAUAUAUUAUAUUUGAUAAUAGCAUAAGAACAGCCCACUGUUUGAUGGGAUUUUGAUAUUGUCAAACAUUGAUUUAUAUUAUGUGUAAACUAAUAUUCAAAUUGCAUUAACUCUGUGUCUAGACUUGUAUCUGAAGGUAUUUGCUAAAUGAGUAUUCAGGUAAGUAAACUCAAAUACCCACAACUUUUCCAGUUAUUAGAGAAAUUUAGCAGUUUAUAGUUUGUACAACUGAAUCUGAAAAAUGAAAAGUUGCCUACUAUAUGCUCAUGAAUUCUGCUAUCACUCUGCUAUUUUAUUGCAUUUUAAAUAUUUUCCCCUAAUACAAAAAGAAAUAUAACUUAUGGAUUUAUAUAAAAUUUCUUCAAAUCUGAAGGAUACUACCAGAAUAUACAGCAGGCUUUAUUAGAGUAGAAAUCCUUGUGUGUCAUUUAAAAACUAAGAAGUAGUGAUGAAAAUGCUUUUUUUUUUUUUUUUUUGGUUGGGUUUUUUUUCUUUUGUGGUAACAGUUCAUUUCUUUUUUUCCCAAAGUUUGGAGUCUGUGUUUGUCUAUCCAUGAAGACUUACUUUUGGAACUUUGUAUUUGCUGUUGUUAAGUACAAAUAACAGACUCCAAGAGUCUCACGGUAUGAUCAACGUCCUCUUUUCCCCCUGUCUGUUUGUCACAAUGCUGGGUUAGAUCAAGGCCAGAACUUCCUUCUGAUUUAGACCAAAUCUAGUUGCGUUUCUAACGUGACAAGGAAAAAAAUGUUAGCUUUUAGAAUCUUUAGAUAUUGUAUUUGAACAAAGCCCUUUGACAGAUGCAAAUAUUUAAUUGAAUACUUAAUUUCUACUUCACAAAACACUCAGGCAUGUGCUUAGGUCCCAUUGAUUUCAGCAGGAUUAAUGCAUGUACUUUUCGACAUGCUUAAAUGGUUGGAAGCUGGUCUUUAAAGAUUGUCUUUCAAGACAAGCAUAAGUUGGCAUGAAGAAAAACUUCAGAAAUAAAUGUCAGUAGCAUUGGCAUACAUACGUGGAGAAUAAUACUAGUUUUCAGUGACUAGUAGCUAUUUUGAAAAAUUGGCGUUGGGUUUUACUCAACACAAGUGAUGUUUCUGCUCUGGCUUUCACUUAUUUCUGGCUGAGGAUGUUGCUGCUUAGUUCAAGUGCUGUAAUGAUCUACUCCAGCUGGAGUGGUAAUUUCUAAAGAAUUUGUUUUCUUCUAACUUCUCUGCUUUGCCACUAAUGUGCCAUGUUUGUUAAAGAGCAUAGUAAAUGAAUAAUGAAAGAUUUAAUUAGGAAGGCUUUGACAUAGCACAGCUAUCUCAAAGGCUAUUGUCAAAUCUAGCUUGACCCCAAAACAUUUAAAGACAGGUGUCAUACAAAUCAUGCUUAUUUGGAAACAUGCAGCCUACUGCUCCUACAAAGGGUACCUGAGAUGACUAGAACUGAGAGACAGAUUCUGUAUUUUUCUUAACUCCGUAAGUGCUUCAUCACCCUCACGGUUUCCGUUAUAUAUGUUGGUUUGUUGGGGGUUUUUAUUCAGCUACCCUUGUUCACGUUUAAUAGUGCGUUAAUCCUUGUACUUCUAGCACGUAGGCAGAUGAAUAGUCUACUUCUCAGUGCGUACAGGCCUAUGCACAAAAAUGAGCUUUUCCAAAUCAACCUAUGCUGGAGGAACAGGCCAUUUCUCACUGUCUCCUUUCCCUCUCUGACCAGUUGUUGCUGCCUCAGAUCUACCAGCAGAGCUUUCCCCAGCUUGCUUUGAGGUGGUUUAGGAAGCACCUCAGCUGGCAGACUUGUUUGAGGUAGCAAGUAGCCAGCAGUGAAGGGAAGGGUAAACCAAAAUGGGCAAAACUUCUGUGGUUUGGAGAUAAUGUGACAAUGGGCACUUGCCCACACUUUGAAACUAUGAGAACUGAGAUCUUAAAAAGAGAGAGGGUAUUAAGACAAUUUAAUAUCAAUACAGCUAGCUGGAAGAGGGUUCAGGAAUAUGUAGUUUAUGUGCCACUUGGAACUCAGUAGGAAACAACAAGGCAUCAGGGUUUGUAAACUUCUGAAAGUUUAUUUUUCAGAAAGAAACUGUUAUCUGGUUAGGUUUUUUUAUUCGCCCCACCUUACCUGCAGCAGAAGUUUUAUUUUUCUGAAACAUUUGCAGCCUUGUCUUCAGCAAGUUUAUCAAUAUCUGGAAAGUGAAGUUGGCAGAAUUUACUGUGAAAGAGGGAAUAAGGAGUAGUUUUACUGUCAAAUUAGAAACAUAAAAACAUAGGAACGUGAAUUCCUAAAACUGAAAAGGCUUUACCAAGUUAAUCAAAGGUAUUGCCUAAUAUAUGGAACUCAAACCUUGUCUUUUAAUUCAGUGAGAAUUCUGUAGUGGUAUGAACUGCACAGAAAUUCUUGUUCUUUUCAUGAUUUAAAAAAAUAGUGUCAUCCUUUUUUGCUGUGUAAGAAAGAUUGCUGGUUUAAGCAAAGCAUCACUAUUGUCGUGGUCUAACCCCAGCCAGCAACUAAGUACCACACAGCCGCUUGCUCACUUGCACCACAUCAGAAUUGGAAGAGUAAAAGUGAGAAAACUUGUGAGCUGAGAUAAACACAGUUUAAUAGGUAAAGCAAAAGCUACGCACACAAGCAAAGCAAAACAAGGAAUUCAUUCACCACUUCCCAUGGGCAGGCAGGUGUUCAGCCAUCUCCAGGAAAGCAGGGCUCCAUCAUGUGUAACAGUUACUUGGAAAGACAAACGCCAUCACUCCGAAUGUCCCCCCCUUCCUUCUUCUUCCCUCAGCUUUAUAUGCUGAGCAUGACAUCAUAUGGUCUGGAAUAUCCCUUGGGUCAGUUGGGGUCAGCUGUCCCAGCUGCGUCCCCUCCCAACUUUUUGGGCACCCCCAGCCUCCUCACUGGUGGGGUGAGGAGCAGAAAAGGCCUUGACGCUGUGUAAGCAUUGCUCAGCAAUAACUAAAACAUCCCUGAAUUAUCGACACUGUUUUCAGCACAAAUCUAAAACAUAGCCCCAUACCAGCUGCUAUGAAGAAAAUUAACUCUAUCCCAGCCAAAACCAGCACAACUAUUCAGGAAAGGUACAUGUUUACAUUAGUUAAAAAGUCUUUAUAGGGGACCUAACUUUAAACCCAUGUAUAAUCCCCCCCUGCCCCCAGUUGAAGUCAUAUUCAUAUGCAAUAGAACUAAUUUGUUUUUAAAAUCAAUGUAAUUCUUCUGCAAUUAUGAUUAUUGAAACUUUUAAUUUGUUUUCUAUGUAAUCUAGAUCAUUAACCCACAACAGGGUUCUCAGUCCAAUUUUUCCAAGAUUUCUGUAACAGGCAAGGCAAUUGCUGGUUGUUCUUUAACUUUAGAAACAUUGUGUUUUAGUAAAUCAAUUCCAAAUUGAUCAGGAUAUAUUUUGAAAUUACUGUUCCAAAGAAAUAAUCAUGUUGGAAAACAUUUAGAAUCAACAGACAUAGCUCUGGCUCUGCAGAGAGUUUCCUAGAUCUGGAUAUUGGAUUAAAGUGGAGUCUUGCUGACCUCAUGGAAACUCUGUAAGGGUGCAUGUUGGGCUGCAUUUACCUGCAAGAGAAUUGGUUCCUUGUUCUGGUCCCUGAUCACUAUUAGGAACCUUUUGGAGAACCCUCCAACUUUGUCUUGCCUGCAUACCUAGGUUUUAUUCCAGUGGAAACCAGGGUAUGGACAGAGGGCUUAGAAGGGCAGGAAUUUGCAUUGACCUGGUGUGCACCACAUAUCGUUUUGAUGUUCAAAAUGUGGCCAGAAGGCAGACCUGUGCUGAGGAGUUAGAGUUCCCAGUUCCUGUGCUUUAAAAGUAGCUUCGGGUUUAUGGAUAUUCUGGUGGAGUAAGGCCACAAAGACUUAAUGCAUGAAUAAUGUAUCUAUUUGUUUCUCUAAUCACGUGGAAAAAGAAUUGGAAGGCAGUUCAGCUUCCUGACGUUAUGAACUUGACAGCCCAAAGGGUGAAAUAAAGUCUUUCCAAUGGAUGAUAGUUUCAUAAAACCGUUAGACUUGUAGCACUUAAACAAAAACCCAAACCACCCUGGUUAUUUUGAAAAACUGGAACACAUGCAUUUAAUUGUAAUUGAAGUUGAUAUAAGAUUUAUUUUCUGAAGCUGAGUUGUCUUGGGAGGAAAAAAAAUUGAAUAUUUGUCUAUGCAAGACAUAAAUGUCAAAAAUGUGUGAAUUACCCAUUUUCAGGUGCUGUACUGUUAUUGUCUUUCUGACUUCUGUUACUUUGAUUAGUCUUCUAAACCUUUCAGCCUUAUAUUCAGCUUACUUUUUAGAGUUGAAUAGGCAAAAUGUAGUUUUGAAAUCCUGUUGGAAAUGUAACUAACCUUCAUUCCCUCAUGAAAAUCUCGCAUGUUAAACAAUUAAGUGAAAUGUUUUGGUUUCCUAAUAAUAAAUUCAAACUCUCACCAUCUCCUAAAAACAGAGCAUAUCCGUGAAAAUGCACGUUUAAUUGUAGUGUGCAAAUGAUCAAAUGAUCAGCCUCAUGCUGAAUACACUUUGGUCUUUACUGUUCAGUGUAGCUGAAGAGUAAAGCUGGUUUGUUUUGCCAAACUCAAACUCAGUGUGGAUUCCUUCCCCACCCCCAGCACUGCCCUUGGCUUGCUAAGCUCCUUCAAAUAGGUUUGGGGUUGUUUAAUUUUUAAGUCCUAAAGUAACUUGAUCAUCCGGUGUAAAACGUAGUAAAAUUGGCACUAAUGUGCUUUUAAGUGAUUGCCCAAAUCAUGUUAUUUGUUCAUUCUUGUCACCUGGAAAUAUAAAAUCUGUUCCUUUUCUGUGACUUAGUUCUUUAGGACCUGCUGAGUGAUCACAGCUGGUUUUGCCAGAGAAAAGCAAGGUGUGAGAAAGCAGUGAAAUGCCUUACCAACCUUGUAGACUACUAUAAAGAUAUUUGCUUCAUGUUAAUAGAAUCCAGUGGGUUUGGGUCGUGACAGAAGUGGCCCGUAAAUCUUUCCGUGGGUUAGCAACAUUUGGUCUAUACAAUCGACAAUCUUUAAAAUGUGAACCCUGUAACUUUUUUUUUUCCUUGGUUGUUAAGGGAUUUUGAAGCAACUGAUCUAUCAAAGGAAAAAAUUAAAAAUGAAAAUAUGCUUCAUGGAUGAUUUAUUUUUACACUACUGUUUCUCUGUGAACAGAAAAAGCACAUUUUUAAAGCAAAGCUUUUGUGUUACUUUAACAUUAACAGUAUUGUUUGGCUGAAAGACAAAUAUGUUUUCAAGAAGUCUUGAGCAUAGUUUCAAACUAGUUAACCAGUUCUUGGCCAGGGACAAUCCUUGGCCUUUUUAUUUGUUUGAGUUUUCUUGUUUAUGCAAAUGAAGAAAACUGUUUACUAGUUCUUAGCAGUAUGGGGAUUUUUAUUAUGCUUUUGUAUGCAGGAGCAGCUUUGAUGAAAGAAAGAAUUAGCAGGUAAAUAGUCCAUAAUGUGUGUGACUUUGGGGUUUUUUUUGUCAUUGUUUCAAAAUUGUUAAUUAAAAUGGCAUGGACAUCAAACUUUCA